Messenger RNA from Colias croceus (clouded yellow), 1380 nucleotides. RefSeq names its product carboxypeptidase B-like. Gene Ontology annotation, biological process: proteolysis. Lineage: Eukaryota; Metazoa; Arthropoda; Insecta; Lepidoptera; Pieridae. Gene Ontology annotation, molecular function: zinc ion binding; metallocarboxypeptidase activity. The record is from RefSeq and is a predicted model, not a curated record. The coding region runs from base 63 to 1349 and encodes 428 amino acids. The transcript has 7 exons.
AAUCCCUUCUGAUAGUAGAAGGAAUUGAUUUUAUUCUAAAUGUCCAGGUGCAAACAAUAAGUAUGGUUUUGAAAAUUUUCGCGUUAUUUUUAUUAAUUUUUGUUCAAACAUCUUUUGGUAAAUAUGAACAAUAUCAGGGAUACACGGUCUACGGGGUUGUUAUCCGCAACCAGGAUGAUAUUAAUUUUAUACAAAGGCUUCAAAGUGAAUUAGAUCUAGACAUCUGGCGUGCAGGCAUGCCUGGGGCUAGACACGCUGAUAUCAUGGUCGGACCUAAGCAGAGGGAAAUGUUCGUUAAACAUUUACAUGCGCAAGGGAUGGAGUAUUAUAUUCGUGAGGGGAACGUUGCCAGCAAGAUUAAAAAUUUUGAUGAAGAUCUCAUAAAGUGGACAAAAAGUCGCCAAAAUGUGGAAGUUUACAAUAAAUAUGCGAGAGUAGCAGAGAUUGAUGCGUAUAUGGAGAGAUUGGCGCGGGAAUAUCCCAAUAUUGCAAAAGUGGUGACAGCUGGAUUGAGCUUUGAAGGUCGCCCAGUGAAAUAUUUAAAGAUAUCAACCACGAACUUCGAAGAUCCAAGCAAGCCCAUAUACUUCAUGGACGCGACGAUGCAUGCCAGAGAAUGGGUAACUACUCCCGUAGCGUUGUAUACCAUGCAUCGUUUGGUUGAAAGUUUGCGGGAUGAAGAUAGAGAUUUGAGGGAUAAUGUUGACUGGAUCAUACUGCCUGUUUACAACCCAGAUGGAUAUGAAUAUUCUCAUACUGAUGAACGCAUGUGGCGCGCAAGCCGCUCAUUUAACCCAGAGAUCCACGAGGAAUGCCGCGGUGUGGACCUCAACCGUAACUUUGACAUCUUCUUCAUGGAGAUCAAUGCUUCCAGCAACCCUUGCUCCAGCCUCUACGCUGGUCCUUACCCCUUCUCUGAAAUCGAAAACAGACACGCUAGAGACAUACUUCACUCGCACUUGGACCGUAUUCAGAUCUAUUUGAAUAUUCACAGUUAUGGAAGCUAUAUACUGUACGGGUUCGAUAAUGCUACAUUGCCAGCAAAUGUGGCUCAAAUUCAUACGGUUGGAGCUGCAAUGGGAGCUCAUAUAGAUGGGAGUAAACUGCCUAAUAUGUACGAUUAUUUGAUUGGUAAUAGCAGAUUUGUUCUAUACCCCGCUUCGGGUACUUCUCAGGAUUAUGCUCAGGACAUUGGUGUACCCUUCUCUUUCACAUUGGAGUUGCCAGAUAUGAAUGAAUAUGGGUUUCUAGUACCUCCGCAGUACAUACCUCAAAUAAACUCAGAAACGUGGGCUGGUAUAGCGGAGUCAGCACGACUUGCUUCAAUAUUUUAUAGAGCUAGACGUUGAACUGUUAUAAAUAUAUUUUUUAUUAUAAUAA